CCCAAGGUUUCUUCUCCAACCCAGUGUCUGUCUCGCUCUCCCCUACGAAACACCGAAGAAAUGCUUCUUAGCAGAGCUCAAGAACUCUCGCCAGUCGCUGUCAUUCUCUACUCAAACCCUAACCCUAACCUCUACAAACCCAUCGCAUUUUCCAUGCGCAAAGCCCUCACAAUCCUCCGUUCUCUCACACCCUCCCUCCACCACCACCACCACCACCACCACCACCAUCACCGCCGCCUCCUUUGCACUCUCUCUUUCCUCAACCCCUCCCAAACCCCCCUCACUCUCUCGUUAUGCGCCAACAAAACCUCCCCAUCAUCUCCAUUGCCGCCCCUCUCGAACCCACACGCUUCAGCGGCGCAGUCGGGUACUUUUGUCGAACACUUGCCCUACAAACCAGAAGGAUUCAGAAACGAUGAAAAUUGGGAUUUCUCGCGCACCAGUGAGGACGAAAUUUUUGAUUUCGGUGCAGAUUCUGCGUCCACUGAAUUGAAGAACUUGAAUUCGCCGCCGCCGCUUGAGGUUAAGCAACUGGAGGAGCUUCCCGAACAGUGGAGGAGAUCGAAGUUGGCGUGGCUGUGCAAGGAACUGCCGUCGCACAAGCCUGCGACGCUGAUUCGGGUACUCAAUGCGCAGCGGAAGUGGAUUAGGCAGGAAGAUGCAACUUAUGUGGCUGUCCAUUGUAUGCGGAUUCGCGAGAACGAGGCCGGUUUUAGGGUAUACAAAUGGAUGAUGCAACAGCACUGGUUCCAAUUUGAUUUUGCUCUUGCUACUAAGCUAGCAUAUUACAUGGGCAAGGAGCGAAAAUUCUUAAAAUGUCGGGAGAUAUUUGACGACAUACUCAAUCAUGGACGAGUGCCUAGUGAAUCUACGUUUCAUUUUCUAUCCGUUGCCUAUCUUAGUUCGCCAGUUCAUGGUUGCCUAGAGGAAGCAUGCGGCAUUUACAAUCGUAUGAUUCAAUUAGGAGGUUACAAGCCUAGACUUAGUUUACACAAUGCUCUAUUCAGGGCUAUUGUUAGCAAACCAGGAGGCUCUUCAAAACAUUAUCUCAAACAGGCAGAGUUCAUAUUUCAUAAUUUGACAACAUCUGGACUUGAGAUACACAAGGAUAUUUAUGGCAGUCUAAUUUGGCUCCAUAGUUAUCAGGAGACCAUUGACAAAGAGAGGAUAGCAUCACUGAGGGCAGAAAUGCAAUUAGCAGGAAUUGAAGAGAGCAGAGAAGUGCUUGUGUCCAUCUUGAGAGCUUGGUCUAAGGAAGGGGAUGUGGAGGAAGUUGAACGGACCUGGCUCAAACUCCUUCAAUCUGAUAUUAAUCUCCCAUCUCAAGCUUUUGUGUAUAGAAUGGAAGUGCAUGCGAAGGUUGGAGAACCUAUGAAAGCAUUGGAGAUAUUCUGGGGAAUGCAAGAGCAGUUGGGUUCCACCCCUGUUGUGGCAUAUCAUAAAAUCAUACAGGUGUUAUCUAAAGCUCAAAAAAUGGAACUUGCAGAGUCCCUCAUGACAGAGUUCAUUGGGAGUGGUCUAAAGCCCCUAAUGCCAUCUUUUUUGGAUCUAAUGUAUAUGUACUUCAAUUUAAGCUUACAUGAUAAAUUGGAAUCAACUUUCAAUUUGAGCCUUGAGAGAUGCCGACCAAAUCGAACUAUUUACAGUAUAUACUUGAAGUCGUUGGUAAAAAUAUGUAAUGUUGACAAGGCUGAAGAGAUCUUCAACCAAAUGCAUAGUAAUGAUGCAAUUGGUGUAAACACCCAAUCGUGCAACACUAUUUUGAGUGGGUACCUCUCUAGUGGAGAGUAUUUGAAGGCAGAAAAGAUAUAUGAUUUGAUGUGCCAGAAGAAAUAUGACAUAGAAUCUCCAUUGAUGGAAAAGCUUGAUUAUGUACUGAGCUUGAGUAGAAUGGUUGUCAAGAAACCCAUGAGCCUGAAGCUCAGCAAAGAGCAGCGAGAGAUUUUGGUGGGGUUGCUGUUAGGCGGUUUGCAGAUUGUAUCAGAUGAAGAGAGAAGGAAUUUUGCAAUCCACUUUGAGUUCAAGGAGAACAUUGAGACACAUUUUAUAUUAAGAAGACAUAUACAUGAUCAGUACCAUGAGUGGUUAACUUCAUUUAGUAAAUCAACUGAUGGAAGUGAUGACAUACCAUGCCACUUUAGUACCAUCCCGCACUCUUAUUUCAGUUUCUAUGCCAACCAGUUCUGGCCAAAAGGCCAGCCUGCAAUACCAAAGUUAAUCCAUCGGUGGUUGUCACCACGAGUUCUUGCGUACUGGUAUAUGUAUGGGGGACACAGAACAUCAUCAGGGGAUAUUUUGUUGAAGCUAAAGGGAAGUCAAGAGGGUGUUCAGAGGAUUGUUAAAACAUUGAAUGAUAAAUCUUUGGGUUGCAAGGUAAAAAGGAAGGGGAGUGUGUUUUGGAUAGGUUUUCUGGGAAGCAAUUCUUCAUGGUUGUGGAAAUUGAUUGAACCAUAUAUUUUAGAUGAUUUAGUAGAACUUCUAAAGGCAGGUGGCCAUUCCUUGAAUAGAAUGUCAGAGGCUCCAAUCAUUAGUUUUGAUAGCGGGUCUGAUUCUGAUGAGAAGGCUUCUGAUUGCAGCGACGAUGAUAAUUCUUAGGACUUCUCUUUUAGUUGUUUGCUUGUUAUAUGCCCUAUUAUUAUGUGGAUUUGUUCUGAGGCCAUUAAGGCUGAAAUGUAAGACUGCCAGAUUCACUUUUUGAUGAGGCUUGGGCCUUUCAGCCGUUGGAAGUACGUCAGUAUGAUCUUGGACAACAUUCAGAGUUGUAUAUACUCCACUGCGUAAAGAUUAACAUUGUUAUCUUAUGAAGAAUUAUCUUAUUAUCAUGCUAAA
Messenger RNA from Cornus florida, 2829 nucleotides. RefSeq names its product pentatricopeptide repeat-containing protein At2g15820, chloroplastic. Lineage: Eukaryota; Viridiplantae; Streptophyta; Magnoliopsida; Cornales; Cornaceae. The transcript has 2 exons. Gene Ontology annotation, biological process: Group II intron splicing; mRNA cis splicing, via spliceosome; photosystem I assembly. Gene Ontology annotation, molecular function: protein binding; endonuclease activity. The record is from RefSeq and is a predicted model, not a curated record. The coding region runs from base 61 to 2595 and encodes 844 amino acids.